Messenger RNA from Alternaria ethzedia, 555 nucleotides. RefSeq lists its product as uncharacterized. The transcript is spliced from 2 exons. Lineage: Eukaryota; Fungi; Ascomycota; Dothideomycetes; Pleosporales; Pleosporaceae. Bases 1 to 555 code for a protein of 184 amino acids. The record is from RefSeq and is a predicted model, not a curated record.
AUGUACACUCAGAGUCUCAUCCUUGCAGUUCUGCCUCUUAUGGCUCAUGCUGUCGACAUUAUCCAGUUCGCCAUCUGGGAAGACAGCGUUCCUAACACGGAGUGCAACCUCGACCUUGACGGCGCCUACUGUCGCGGCCUCAACAACACCCAGGUCGAUGGCCGCGAUCCAGACUCAUUCGCCGUAUUCAACGGCGACGACGGCGACCCAUGCGCCGUGACGACGGAAGGCUACUGUGGUGGUGGCGGAGGUUUCGAAGACUUCUGCUGGGCUACCGGUGGUGGUCAAGAAGGAUGUGGUGCAAAGGAGACUGGAGGCUCACUCUGGCACAGUGGGGACGAACAUCUAAAGGGGAGAUUUGCGAAGAGGGCUGUCGAUUCCGUCAAGCCCAAUGUAGCUGGGAUUUGGGAUGCGGUCGAACGCAAGCACCGUCACUUUAGGAUUGGAGGCGACGUUCCUACUGAUGUCACCACAAUUCUCGUCGAAGCUGUCAAAGCGAAUGCAGGAUACGGGUACCUGGAUGAGUCGGUGAAGGCCUUUGAGAUUGCGGAAUAA